AAUGAUUUGAUUGCAAUUAAAUGAAAAUAUUAAAAUAAACACGAUCCAAUAACAACAGAAGAAGAUGUCAUUAAUUAAACCCAACGAUAGAUGCAGGGCGUGUUUGAACGAAAGCAUUCCUCUGGUGGAAUUAAAUGCCUCUGUAAGUUUAUGUGAUAAGGAGAUGUUGUUAAUCGAGCUUCUAUCAAAUACUGCCAGUAUUGAGAUAUUCUCCAAUGAUGGGAAGCCACAGUCCAUAUGUAUUCAUUGCAUUACAGAUGCUCGAACUUGUUACAACUUUAGGAAAAGGUGUCAGGAUUCUGAUGUAUUAUUACAGCAGGAAUUGGAUAAUUGCACAGAAGAUAAUGCUACAAAUAUAUUAAUAAACCAAUCCAAAGUGAGUACGGAGCUUUUGCAAAUGAAUAUUGUAAAAAGUGAACAUGAAGAGAAAUUUUUUGAGGAGGAUACUAAAAAUAUGAAAGAUGAUAGUAUUGAUGAUACUGAGGAGAGCAGCUCUGUAAAAGAUGAAGUAUUGUCCGAAGAGGAAGUUAAACAUAUAAUUGAAGAUCAUAUGGUGACAAUUCCACAUAACUUUGAUGGAAAAGAAGUGGGAAGUGACUUAAAUUUUGAGAGCCAUUUGCAGAAAGGUAAAAGAGUGUUCCAUUGUGUGGUGUGCGGGAAAAUCUUCAAUACCAGAAGGCAUUAUACUAAGCACAAAAGGAUACAUGAACAGUGUUCUUGCGAUCAUUGUGAUUACUUUAAUGUGAAUCCAGUCUUGGUGCGCAGGCACAAGAUUAGUGUUCAUGCGGACAUGAGAAAUUUUGAUUGCACUGUUUGCAGUGAGAAGUUCUUCAAUGAGACUGAGCUAAAGAUCCAUAUGAAAUGUCACGCGUGCUUUCAAGACAAUUUAGAGGAUAAAAAUAAUCCGGAAUUAGGCGGUAAUAGCGAUGAGUAUGGACCAAUAGAAUCGAGGACGUGCAGUGAAUGCGGAAAGAUAUUUAAAUGUCGAUCGGAUAUGGUGAAACACCUGAAACAGCACAAAGUGUUAGAGAAUAAUUCGAAAAGGGGCAUCUGCGAGUACUGCGACUUCAUCAGCGAAACGUCCUACAUGCUUUUUAAGCACAAGGAAACUGUACAUGAUGAUCAACGAAAGGCCGUUUGCGAGGAAUGCGGUAAGAGGUUCUUCACGGAACAACGUUUAAGGGCGCACACGAAAAUCCACAAGGAAGUGAAGGAGUUCGUGUGCGAGGUUUGCGGUUGGGCGUUCAGAGACUACUGCAAUAUGAAGAUGCACAUGAGGGUUCACACUGGAGACAAACGUUACAAAUGCGAUCAUUGCUCAAAGAGUUUCUGUCAGAGUAACACUUUAAAAUCGCAUCUUAGAUCGCAUUCGGAUGUGAGGGAUCACAUUUGCUCGAAAUGCGGGAAAGGUUUCAAGGCGAAAAAAGACUUAAAUUUACAUUAUAUGAGGCACGAGAAAAUUAAACCGUACAAAUGCACCUUAUGCGAUUCCAGGUUUUUGACGAAAAACGAGAGAAGCAGACAUUUGGAAAUUCACGCUGGCGUGCGAAAUUUUAAAUGCGAGGUGUGUGGAAAAGCGUUCGGUAAGAAGUACACAUUGGAUGUUCACAUGAGGGUGCACACGAAAGAAACUCCUUAUAUUUGUCCUGUUUGUAAUAAAGGAUUCACACAAGCGCAAUCGCUUAGAGUUCAUUCCAAAACGCACGCGAGUAAGGAUAAUAAGGACAAUUAACAAAAAUAAUAACAUGAUAUAUGCACAAUAAAACCAAUAUCAUAGAUUCAUAAUUCAAUUUAACUUAUAAAGUGUAUUUCCAAAAGUUUCAUAACUUUCAUACAUACAUGCAGAAACUAUAAAAUUUACUUGGUCACAAUAAUAGUCUUAUGUAAAACAUUCUUAAUUAACUACAAUUUGUUCAAGUCCUUUCACCAAUAUAUUAACUACAUUGAAAUUUAUGUAAUUUUCGUGUUACACAGUAAUAAAGAAAAAUACAAAAUCAAAUUAUUAUUUCCUUAUAGUUGGUUUUAUAACAACUAGUAAAUCCUAGAUUUGAUCGAAGUUCUUUCUAAAUUAUAAAUCGUCGCAUAUUUAGGUACAUUAAAACACAAUAGUGAACAUUUCAGCUUUUGAAAAUCUAAAUAAUUAAAUGUUGCAGAUAUUAAUACUUUGAAACUGCACUUCUAUAAUUUGUUAAGGUAUAUGGUAUAUCAAUAUCCAUGUUUCUUCCCAACUUAGCCUAUGCACAAAGCAAUCAGUUUCUGUCGAAGAGUCGAAAUAAAUUACUUUAUGGUAUAUAAGUUGAAUAAAACAGUAAUUACCACGAAACAAAGAAAAUAUACUGAUUAUGUCGUAAAACUACUAAAAUAAUAAUACAGAAAAUGUCUUAAUUGGUAAAUAUCACACAUUCCAUAGGGAACUAUUCACACAUAUACAAGAGAAAAGUAAAUUUGAUUAGAAGAAGUAGAAGGUAUUCUUUUUCACAUAAUAUCGAGUUGUUUUUUUGAUUGUACAGUAUAUAUUUAUAAUCAUACA
Nicrophorus vespilloides is the source of this 2530-nucleotide messenger RNA. RefSeq names its product gastrula zinc finger protein XlCGF26.1-like. The coding region runs from base 65 to 1732 and encodes 555 amino acids. Gene Ontology annotation, biological process: regulation of transcription by RNA polymerase II. NCBI's taxonomy places the organism in Eukaryota, Metazoa, Arthropoda, Insecta, Coleoptera, Silphidae. Gene Ontology annotation, cellular component: nucleus. The record is from RefSeq and is a predicted model, not a curated record. Gene Ontology annotation, molecular function: DNA-binding transcription factor activity, RNA polymerase II-specific; zinc ion binding; RNA polymerase II transcription regulatory region sequence-specific DNA binding. The transcript has 8 exons.